AUGGGGCAGAUCCCCGGCGUGGCCUGGCUGAGCUGGCUGAGCUGGCUGAGGCUGUUGGUUUGGCUGAGCUGGCUACGGGUUUUUGUCUUUGCUUCCGCGGACUUGGAGUCGACUUCAACGGUCACAGCAUCGACAACUUUGGAUGUCAAGACGUCCACGGGCCUCCCCUCCUUCCAGUGCGACGCUGUCACGAUCCUUGGGCAUAGCGAUGGAGUUGCUCUGAACAGCUGCACCGAAGGGACCUGCUACGCCAGCGAUCUCAUCUACGUUUGUGGGGGUUACGGCACCCAGUGCUGCGCGCCGCGGAUCAGUCUGUGCUCCUCAGGGGCCACCUGCUUCGCCACCACGCAGAUCGACACCUGUAUGCCCUGGGCUGCUUGCUGUGCGCCGAAGGUCAAUACCUGCCUCUCCCCAUCCUGCAGCCAAAACUUUCCCGCCUGCACGCAGACCUAA
Symbiodinium pilosum is the source of this 453-nucleotide messenger RNA. Lineage: Eukaryota; Dinophyceae; Suessiales; Symbiodiniaceae. The record is from the annotation of a GenBank genome assembly.